UGAUAUAUCACUGAUAAGCCACAUUGCCUUAUCUUGCGCUAUCUUGGCCACCAACCACAGCUGCGUACAAGAUUAGUCCUUCCCUAACCUGUCUAACGUCUAUCCGGCUUCAGCUCCACUCCAGACCUUAAAAAUCAGAAAUAGAUGAACUUGAAAGAGAAGGCCAGAAGAAAAUGGAAUUUGGGGUGGUUGAGAGACAGGGAGAUGGUGGUGAGAGAAGGAGACGUAGGAGAGGAUAUAGCCACAGUCAACAAUCCUCUCCUCUUCCCCGUUGCUGUCAUCGAUAUCCUGCUGAUAGCUACUCUCUGCGCCCUCAACUACUGUCUCAGGUAUGACCCCAAGGUGCGUGAGGCGAGCAGCAUGGUGAGCUGGGCGGGCGUGAGGCUGCCCUGCACGACACUGCCCACCCUCUCCUACCCUCGCUACACCCCUCUCAACCACACCCUCACUAGCCGUGUGACAUUCGCUCUUCCGGACUCUGUUUUCUUCAGCUGCGCCAUCGUCGUUCCGUGCUGUUUGGUCCUCUUGGUGGAGGGAGUGAGGGCGGUGUUCCCCAGCCGCAGGAUCAAGGUGGUGGAGAGCUGUGGGUUCCGUUUUCUCCUUCCAGUCCGUAGGAUCCUACGCUUCCUUUGUAACUUCCUGCUGGGGGGCUCGGCGACUGGGGUGUUGGUGUCGGUGGUGAAGCUGCUGGUGGCGUCCCCGAGGCCCUACCUGCUGGCGGUGUGCAGUCCCAAGGGCAACGAACUCAGCAGCAUGUGUCAGCAUGACCUCGUCUGGUCGCCCAACACUGUGUGUAGUGGAGACUCUGGUGAGGUACACGAGGCACUUAGAGCCUUUCCCUCCUACCACGCCGCCCUCGCUGUCUACUGUGGGAUGUGGACGUGGGUGUACUACUCGAGAACUGCCAAGGUUCCUGGCAUGUACGGCAGCUCCCUAGUGAUGGUAGGCGCAGUCUUAGUCAUGACGGCGAUUGGCGCCUCUCACGGUAGCCUCACCUACCAGUCAUCUUGUACAGACGUCGUCGCAGGCGGGCUCAUUGGUGCUGUCUCUGCUCUGUAUAUGGUGUACGGCGUCCUCAACGGGUUUAAGGAACACAAGUGGCGUAUGAAAGUCAAGUCCCUGGCAGGUGUUCCCGACCACCCCAACCUGCUUUCUGUCGCUCCCCUCAAAGGCUCUCCUACGCCAGCCAAACAGCAGGUGGUGCCGACGAAGGUCUGGGAGAGGAAGUCGAGUCUCGGGGAGGACGACUCCGACGACAGCUUCGGGUACAACAACUUGGCUCUCAUCAGCGACGAGUUCCCCUUCAUCCCUCGGGCUACCACAGCCGUCAGGGUUCGCAGCAAGCGGUUGGCGUCUGCCAGACCUGCAGCUCAGGCCAUCAACUCUACCGUGCUCGCCAUCACAGCUCCUCCGCCUCCACCUCCUCCACCUCCCCCUCCUCCUCCUCCUCCUCCACCGCCACCACAACCCAAAGGGCAGCCCCCUAACUACUCCAGGCCAUACCCUUCCCCCUGGGCCACUACCGCCGUCGGCCGCUACAACGUCCCCAGGCAGAGGUACUCGGCGCCUGCCCCGAUGCCCACCAUCCAGACGUACCAUCCGUCGAGGACCCUGCCCCACAGCCAUGCCCAUACGAACCUCCUCUUCGCCUACCAGACCCACGACUCUGACAACAAGCCUCGGGCCAGGACCGAGACCUCCUCCUACUUUUGAUUUCGCGGUUCCUGCGAACUUUAUGGCGGGGUUGGUUUUUCAGGGGCUGAUUCAUCCUCGUGGCUGCUAGAGAUAUGUAAGCGUGUUAUAUUAAUUCAGGAUAUAUAUAUUUAUUAGGGGGAGUAACUUUAUAUACAUGAACUCCCGUAAGUAGACCUACAUUCAAGUAUAUACAAUAUGCUAGGCUACAGUCAUUCAAGUAUAUACAAUAUGCUAGGCUACAGUCAUUCAAGUAUAUACAAUAUGCUAGGCUACAGUCAUUCAAGUAUAUACAAUAUGCUAGGCUACAGUCAUUCAAGUAUAUACAAUAUGCUAGGCUACAGUCAUUCAAGUAUAUACAAUAUGCUAGGCUACAGUCAUUCAAGUAUAUACAAUAUGCUAGGCUACAGUCAUUCAAGUAUAUACAAUAUGCUAGGCUACAGUCAUUCAAGUAUAUACAAUAUGCUAGGCUACAGUCCCUCUCUCCCCCUCCCCUCCCAGAAACAAACAACGAUUGCCUUAUAUAUAAAGUUACUCUUAAUUAUUUAAUUUACCAGUCUGUAAUGCUCUGUUAUACAGUAUGUGACCAUAAUGAUUACAAUUCCUUCUUAGUCAUUACAGGCACUGCAAUAUGAUCUACUAUAUAUAUGCUGUACAUGUCUGUAAUAUUUCACUUGAUACUAGUACAAACUUUGCUCUAUAAUGGGCAGCAAGUUGCUGAACAAAUCAACACAGGCGGGUGAUGCAGAUUUGGCCUCCAAUAUUGUUCUUAUUAGUAUGAAAUAAAUUAUUGUUGUUUCUUA
Molecule: messenger RNA, 2495 nt
Organism: Procambarus clarkii (red swamp crayfish)
Lineage: Eukaryota; Metazoa; Arthropoda; Malacostraca; Decapoda; Cambaridae
Product: phospholipid phosphatase-related protein type 2
Biological process (GO): signal transduction; phospholipid metabolic process; phospholipid dephosphorylation
Cellular component (GO): plasma membrane
Molecular function (GO): phosphatidate phosphatase activity
Source: RefSeq, a predicted model, not a curated record